Molecule: messenger RNA, 825 nt
Organism: Oryza brachyantha (malo sina)
Lineage: Eukaryota; Viridiplantae; Streptophyta; Magnoliopsida; Poales; Poaceae
Exons: 1
Coding region: 1-582 (193 amino acids)
Source: RefSeq, a predicted model, not a curated record
AUGGGGAUCACGCCGUCGUGCAUACCGCUGGCUCCGGUGGCGGGUGGCGGGUCGUCGUCGUCGUCGACGGCGUGCAAGAUUAUCCAUGUCGAUGGGACAGUGACGCGGCUCGCGCGGCCGGUCAGGGCGUCGGAGCUCAUGGUCGACUACCCGGGGCAGUUCGUUUGCGACUCUGGCCGCCUCGCCGUCGGCUGCCGGGUACCCGGUGUCGCGGCGGACGAGCUCCUCGAGCCGCGGCGGGCGUAUUUCCUCCUGCCCAUGGACAUGCUCUACUCCGUGCUCACCGAUGAGGAGAUGGUCGCGCUCUCCAGCUUCCACGCCGCCACCGCGGCCACCUCGUCGUGGAAGAGGAUCGCCACCGGUCGGAGUCGCGACGGGAGCCAUGGCCGGAGCAGCGAGCCGACGGACGACGACGAGAUGAUGAGCGAUGAUGGCGGCAAGUUCUUUCCGGUGCUCAGCCUGCAGCUCCAGGCGCCGGACGCCGCCGCCGCUGGAGGAGUCAAGCCGAGCGGCGGCGCCGCCGGCAUGAGGCGGAACCGAUCAUGGCAUCCACGGCUGGAGGCCAUCGACGAGGUGCCGUGAGCCGGCGGUUGAUCGGUCGCCGGAGACGUAAGCAGCUUGCUUUUGCUAGUGUUAGGCAGCUAGCUUGAGCUGGCUCUCGAGUGUACAUUAGCUAGCUCUAGCUAUUUUUCCCUAUUUCCUUUUUCCUUUUCUCUUCUUCUUUUUCUUUUUUCUUCCUCUGUAAAGCUCACAUUUUUUUUUUGCUCUAUAGUUUUGAGAUUUUGCGACAAGAAAUUAUAUCCAUUAUGUAUAUUCCCAUCAGAU